CGCCAAUAGCUCUGGAGAGUGAACUUGAAGCUGUCACUGAUUGCGGAUACGAUCUGGACUCCUACUUAGUAGCGCCAAUACGUGUCCAGCAUCCUCUAUCAACUUCAAAAGACACCCGGGCGCUGUCAUUUGAUCUUCUACUUACUGUGUACACUAACACUGCGGCCAGUCAAUUGAGACUCACUCAACUCAGCAACGGAUGUCCACGACAUCUACGCCAUAAUCACAGGAUGAGGCUGCAUGGAGUCCUCUCCAUAUUUGCAUCCCUGGUUGUGACAACAACAGCGAUCUUCGCCGACGAAGCCUUCCACAUAGACUACCAGUAUAGCCUCCUAGGCAAGCCGCAACCACAUGCCACCUUUUUCCGCAAACCUCAUCCCUCUACAAACGCAUCUCUUCUGUACACGGUCUCCGACAAGGCAGUGCUAGGUGCUGUGAACCCGAAAGAUGGAUCUCUACUCUGGCGACAAGCAUUGGCAGGACAGCCCGUGGAAAGUGCUUCAAGCUCUUUUUUGAUUUUAUCAGAAAAUGACGGCCAGGUUAUAAGCGGCCACGAGCGAACAGUUGCAUGUUGGAAUGCUUUAGAUGGCAAGCUUGCGUGGGAACAUACAUUUGCAGCUGGAGCAGAGAUCGCAGGCGUGCAGUCUGCUCCUGCCCUCGAAUCGACCCCCAGCGGCGCUUCGCAAGAUGUCGUGGUUUUGACGGUGCCAACAACUUCAACGGGACACGCGACCGUUAUCCGUUUGGCUGGUGACGGAAGUGGUAUCAAAUGGCAACACACAGACUCAAGCCACACCGAAGGCGCAUCCGCGUCGAUCGUCACGUCAGGAAAACAUGUCUAUUAUAUUUCGAAGUCUCAUGGCCUCCUAGCUGGUAGCAAAGCGAGGGUCGUCACCUUGGACAGUGUUUCUGGUCACGAAGUCGACUCCAGCAGUGUUGCUGUGGACUCGGAAGCAUUGGGCACCAAUGGACAACUUGCUGCAGGCUCGGGCUCGAGCUUUCCCUUUCUGCUAACAUCCGAAAAGCCCUACAAGUCGAUUAAGUUCAGUCUGCUGGGAAACUCGAAGCCCGUGACACUGGCACUAGAGGAUAAAGGGGAUGAAAUUGAACGCGUGAGCGUUCAUUAUCCAUGCCAUCCAGCAGCUGCGGCACAUUUCUUGUUGCACGUGCAAGGAAAGAAACGCCACUGGGCAGAGGUCUACCAUGUCAACACAAAGUCUGGCGAUGUGAAGAAAGCAUAUUCCUUACCGACAACCGAAGAACACAGUACAUUUGCUGCGACCAACAAUGACGCAUCUGUGUACUUUGUGCGCUCAACUGAGACUGAAGUUCUUCUCUAUUCCUCAGAAUCACAUGGACAAUUGGGUCGAUGGCAACGAUCAAGCGUGCUUAUACCCCGCGAUGGCUAUCCUGCGUAUGCCAUUGCUGAAGUUGUGAGCCGAGGGAAAGCUAGCCAUGCUGUUCGAGUUGCAGAGUUGUCGACAAAAGGAGUUUGGUCUUUGAUACGUAACGGAGAGGCACAAUGGGCUCGACCGGAAAUGCUUGCAUAUGUAAAUAUUGCUGCAUGGGCUGAAGAUGAAGGUCCGGAUGCUUUAGCCGAGGAGCUCGAUUUGGAACUAUCCGUCAACCCUUUGACAGCGUAUAUUCAUCGACUGAAGAGGCACCUGCUCGAUCUGCAACACCUCCCAGAAUAUCUGCAAGCACUCCCAGCUGCAAUCCUCACGCCGUCUCCGGAUGCCGAAUCGAGCGCGCGGAAGAGUCUCGUGGGAACAAAGACUGUUGUGGUGGGCACAAGCCGCAAGGAAUUAAUCGCUUUGGAUGCAUCCAACGGUGGUGUGGUCAAAUGGCAACAAGAUUUGACUGCACAGAUGGCUGAUGGCAUCGAAAUGAAAUCGAUCACAGUAACUGAGGGGCGAGUUUCGGCGUAUUUCUCGGAUGGUUCUUUGAUGGUACUCAAUGCUACAGAAGGUACCCUGAUAGAGCAUCAGCGUGGGUCUAUCCCCAUCGUCGACCUUGUCCAAGUUCCCGGGAGCACAGCAGGCGCAGUGAUCAAGAUUGACUCUCAUGGCAUUCCUCAUCCAGCCACAGACUUUGCCCCAAGUCAUCCCAUCGAAGGAAAUGUCGUGGUUACAAUUGACGGAGAUGGAAAGGCAUUUGGCUGGACCAUUGGCUCGACUGUCAAGAAGACCUGGACCUUGCAACCACAGGCAGGGUUCAAAAUCAGCAGGGCUGUUGCGAGAGCAGAACAUGACCCAGUAGCGUCGAUUGGGAAGGUUCUGGGCGACAGGUCUGUUCUCUACAAGUAUCUGUCCCCCAAUAUUGCACUUUUGAUUGCCCAAUCAGAGUCUUCAUUGACGGUGUACUUGAUCAACGCCGUGACCGGCGCCGUCCUCCACACCUCGACUCACCAGGGAGUUCUGCCUCAAACUGAAACGCCUGCAGUCAUUUCGGAGAACUGGUAUGCCUAUUCAUUCACAAGCCAAGACCCUGCUACAUCCGCCCUGUCUAGCCAAAUCAUCAUCUCUGAGCUCUACGAGUCAUCCACGGCCAAUGACCGUGGUGCAUUGGCUGCUAGGUCGAAUUAUUCAACCUUUGGCCCUGAUGCUGGGGUCGAACCUCACGUUAUUUCCCAAGCUUUUACCAUCGGCCAACCAAUCUCACAUCUUGCUGUGUCUCAGACCAGCCAGGGCAUCACCAGCCGACAGCUACUUGCGACGCUACCAGAGUCGAACGCUGUAGUUGGUAUUCCACGGGAGAUUCUUGAUGCUCGAAGGCCGGUGGAUCGCGAUCCUACAAGUACAGAGCGCGAAGAAGGGUUGAUGCGGUAUUCCCCGGUGCUCGAAUUCGACCCGAGAUGGUUCCUGACACACUCACGAGAGGUUAUGGGCAUCAAGAAGGUUACGGCAUCGCCAAGCCUUCUUGAAAGCACCAGUGUGGUGUUUGCAUUUGGACACGACGUGUUCGGAACGCAAAUAACCCCCAGUAUGGCUUUUGAUAUACUCGGGAAGGGCUUCAACAAGCCACAGCUUGUUUUGACGGUGGUUGCUCUGGCCGCCGGAGUGAUGGCGGUCAGGCCACUGGUGAGAAAGAAGACAGUAGAUGGACGAUGGAAGUAGGGGGAAAUGUACUAUCAGCGGCACGGGACUUGAAUACAUUCUGUAGUAGGCACAAAAGAGAUAGACAUGGGUUAAUAGAGACCCUGGAUCUGGCGGUUUCCUUUCUUUUCUCCUGUACCCCAAUUCACCAUUCACUUCAGUUCUGCGAGCACAGGUCCAAAAAGAGAAACAAAAAGUUUGGAUGGUCGAACCCCCGGCUCUGCUGUUACUUAUCCCGACUAUGACCUUUCACACCUCCUUUUGAAGAAGAGAUGCUACAGUAGUCAUGGAAACCUGCCAGACUCCCAGUUUUAAUCCCACUAGGCGAAGUUUCCAAGGAUAAGCCCAACCUCCAAACCAUUAGGACAAAGUCGCUAUUCGACGUGGUGAGUCUUUG
This is a messenger RNA of Exophiala oligosperma, 3492 nucleotides long. RefSeq lists its product as uncharacterized. Gene Ontology annotation, molecular function: protein binding. Lineage: Eukaryota; Fungi; Ascomycota; Eurotiomycetes; Chaetothyriales; Herpotrichiellaceae. The transcript has a single exon. The record is from RefSeq and is a predicted model, not a curated record. Gene Ontology annotation, biological process: protein folding in endoplasmic reticulum. Gene Ontology annotation, cellular component: EMC complex. The coding region runs from base 231 to 3116 and encodes 961 amino acids.